Baudoinia panamericana UAMH 10762 is the source of this 1299-nucleotide messenger RNA. RefSeq lists its product as uncharacterized. The record is from RefSeq and is a predicted model, not a curated record. The transcript has a single exon. Bases 78 to 1184 code for a protein of 368 amino acids. NCBI's taxonomy places the organism in Eukaryota, Fungi, Ascomycota, Dothideomycetes, Mycosphaerellales, Teratosphaeriaceae.
GAUGUUCCUAACACGUAUAUAUUGAGCCUUUCUAAGCUCUCCUUCUCCACAAGUACUAAUAGGAAAAGCACAUCAGGAUGGGAUGGCUAUGGGGCUCGGCCAGCGAGACACCAGCAGCAACAGAUCCAUACAGCAAGCUUGACCCGACUUUACGCGACUUUCUUGACAAGGAAUCUCCCUCCAAUGGCCAGGCCACCCGACCCUCUGCUUCCUCCCCAGCAGCACAACCAUCACCGUCCACAGAUGGCGCACCCAACACCUACCGCGCCCAACUUGGCUUUAAGUCGCCCGCCGAGAGGGAAGAAGCGCGGGUAGCACGACUAGACCAGCAACAAGCCUCCACCACUGCCCCCGCCGUCCCAGCCGAGUCCCUCUACCCAGAUGGCCGCUACGCCCACCUUUGGGCCUCCUACCGCCCACAAGCCGAGAUUGACGAUACCGCGAAAACUGACCAAGACCGCCUCCGCGACGUCAUAGACGCCUAUCAAGACCGACGCGCCGCCAUCGGUACCGCCGCGGUCGAGAACUGCGUGCAAGAACAAAUGGCUGAGCGAGAUUGCUGGGAAAACGGGAGUGCGUGGGAGCUCAUGAACAUGUGCCGCGGCAAGAACAGGGCGUUCUUUAGGUGUUAUACGAUGCAGAGUCGAUUCUUGAAGGCGCUGGGGUAUCUGAGUGCGCAGCGUAGUGAGGAGGAGGAGGAGCGGAUACAGAUGCAUGCGGAUAAGCUGUACCAUGAGAUGCUUGCGCGGGAGGAGGCGGCGGAGGAGGCGAAGAAGGCGGGCGUGGAGGUGCCUGCAUUACCUCCUUUGCUGUCACCGGAGAACUUGACUGAGGCGUUGGGGCCUGACUCGGCCUGGGCGCGGAAUCGGCAGCGAGCGUUGGAGUUGGGCGUGGAGGGCGUGAAGUUGGAGGACUAUACGCCGGAGACGCGACAGCAGUUGAUGAAAAAGUUGCAGAAAAUGACGCCGAUGGAGCGGGAGCUUGAGUUGCAGUUGAUGGCGGGCGAGACGAGGAGUAAGAUUGAGAUUGCGGAUCGCUUGCGGGAGCACUGGGCGGAGGAGCAGAAGAAGCGGUUGGCUAGGAAGGAGAGGGGAAGGGAGACGCCGGGAGACUUUAUCAAAAGGUUGAGUGGGUGGGAUAAAGGUGCGGAGGGAUCCUUGACGAGCGAAAAGCCAGCGACGUGAAAUGACAACCUAGGCUGAUUGCUCGAUUCCUGCCUUCUCCGUACAAUCUGUGGAGUUACUUAGGGGACACCCAUCGCAGGACAAGCUGUACGUUGUACAUUCUACAUCGCACAUA